CGAGGACCCCCGAGCUCAUAGCAUGCUCGGCCCAGUGAGGCCCCGGCCUCCUCUUCCCCCCUCCUACGUGGCCCCGCCUGGGCCGGGUCAGCCCUGGACUCCUCCUCCAGGAAGCCUUCGGGGCUGGGAGCAGGAGCCGAUCGCCGUCCUCUGCUCUCUGGGAACCCCGCUCUCCUCAGGCCCCGCCCCGCCGUUGCUGUCGCGCCCUCCACUCAAACCUCUUGCUCAGCCUUCGAAGCAUUUGGACCUGAUCCUGGAGGAAAGCAUGGAGCUUGAGGGAAUACCCUCUGGGACCAGGAGGAAGCCAUCUCAGGAGGCUGUGACAUUCAAGGAUGUAGCUGUGGACUUCACGCAGGAGGAGUGGUGUCUCUUAGACACUUCCCAGAAGGCUCUGUACAAAGAUGUCAUGCUGGAGACCUCCCAGAACCUGCUGUCCUUGGGGCUUCCGGUUGCCAAAGCAGAUCUGAUUUCCCAUUUAAACCAGGAGGAAACUUGGAUGCUAAAAGAAGACGACCCAAGAAACUCCUCCAUAGGUGGGGAAACCAGGACUCAAACCAAGGAGUCUCCUCCAAAACUGAGUAUUUCCUGUGAUUUCAGUUUGAGAGAAAUCUGGGAUUGUGAAAGCAAUUUAGAGAAGAAGCAAGGAAACUGGGAGAGUCAUUCCAGACCAUUCAAAAUUAACCUCAGGAAGAUUUCCAGUAAAGAGAAAGAUGAGGAAUGUAAUACAUUUGAAAGGCAUUUUAGUCAAGAGUUAGAUCUAACCCUUUCUGUCCAACAGACAGUCCCCACUGGAAAGAUUUACCAUGAAUAUGAUGAAAAUGGAAGGAGCUUCAGGCAAUAUUCAAACCUAAUUCAAUUUAAGAAAAUUACUUCAGGGACUGGAUAUUCCAAAUGCAGUGAAUAUAGAGACCAUUUUAAUGAGCAGAAUGAGCUUAUUCAUCAGCAAGCGAAGCAAACUGGAGUCAAAAUUUUUCAAGAAAAUCAUGGUGACACAGCUUUUGCUUUAGUCCCAGACCUUAUCAGUCAUCAUAAGAGUCAUACUGGUGAAAUGUCUUAUAAAGGUGAUGAAUGUGGUACAGACCUCAUCCAUCAAUCAUCUCUUAAUUUACAUCAGAGAGUUCAUACUAAGGAGACAUUGCAUGGAUGUAAUCAAUGUUGGAAGGCCUUUUUUCAGAGCACAGAUCUUAUUAAACAUCAGAAAAUUCACAAACCAGAAAAACCUCAGAGCUCAUCCCUUAUUUCACAUCAGAGGAUUAAUUCUGGAGAGAAACUUUAUAAAUGUAGUCAUUGUGGAAAGGCUUUCAGACAAUCCUCCAAUCUUGUUGUACAUCUGAGGAUACAUACUGGAGAGAAGCCCUAUAAAUGUAAUGAAUGUGGGAAGGCAUUCAGCCAAAGCUCAUCUCUUAUGACACAUCACAGGAUUCAUUCUGGAGAAAAACCUAACAGAUGUAAUGAAUGUGGGAAAGCCUUCAGUCAGAGCUCAUCCCUUAUUGCACAUCAAAGGAUUCAUACUGGAGAAAAGCCCUAUAAAUGUAAUGAAUGUGGGAAAGCCUUCGGCCAUAGUUCAUCCCUUAUUGCUCAUCGAAGGAUUCAUUCCAGAGAAAAACCUUGCAAAUAUAAUCAAUGUACAAAAGCUUUCAUAAAGCCCUCCAAGCUUACAGUACAUCAGAGAAUUCACACUGGAGAAAAGCCCUAUAAAUGUAGUGAAUGUGAUAAGGGCUUUAGGUGGAGGGCAAAGCUUAUUGUACAUGAGAGAAUUCACACUGGAGAGAAACCUUAUGAAUGUAAUCAGUGUGGAAAAGCUUUCAGACAGUCCUCCAAACUUGCAGUACAUCUGAGGAUUCAUACAGAAGAGAAGGUGUAUCAAUGUAAUGAGUGUGGGAAGGCCUUUUCCCAGAACUCAUCCCUUACUGUACACCGAAGGAUUCAUAAUAUAGAAAAUCCUUAUAAAUGUAAUCAAUGUGGAAAGACUUUUAGAAAACCUUCCAAACUUAAAGUACAUCAGGGGAUUCACACUGGAGAAAAGACCUACAAAUGUAGUGACUGUGGGAAGGCCUUCAGUGAAAACUCAUCCCUUAUUGCACACAAGGUGAUUCAUGCUGGAGAGAAACCUUACAAAUGUAAUCAAUGUGCAAAGGCUUUCAGACAGUCCUGCAACCUUGCUGUACAUCAGAGGACACAUACUAGAGAGAAGCGUUAUAGAUGUAAGGAGUGCGGGAAAGUCUUCAGUGAAAGGUCAUCUCUUAUUGGACAUCAGAAGAUUCAUUCUGGAGAGAAACCUUAUAAAUGUAAUGAAUGUGGGAAUGCCUUCAGACAGAGCUCAUCCCUUAUUGCCCAUCAACGGAUUCAUACUGGAGAAAAGCCCUAUAAAUGUAGUGAAUGUGGGAAAGCCUUCAGCCGGAGCUCAUCCUUUAUUGCCCAUCAAAGAAUUCAUACUGGAGAGAAGCCCUAUAAAUGUAAUGAAUGUGGAAAUGCUUUCAGCCACAGCUCAUCUCUUAUUGCACAUCAGAGGAUUCAUACUGGAGAGAAGCCCUUUAAAUGCAAUGAAUGUGGGAAGUCUUUCAGCCACAUUUCAUCCCUUAUUGCACAUCAGAGGAUUCAUACUGGAGAGAAGCCCUUUAAAUGCAAUGAAUGUGGAAAGUGUUUUAGCCAGAAGUCAUCCCUCAUUGUACAUCAGAGAAUUCAUUCUGGAGAGAAACCUUAUAAAUGUGAUCAAUGUGUAAAGGCUUUCAUAAAUGCCUCCAAACUUUCUGUACAUAAAAGGAUUCAUACUGGAGAGAAGCCCUAUAAAUGCAAUGAAUGUGGGAAGGCAUUCAGCCGUAGUGCAAACCUUAUUGUACAUCAGAGGACUCAUACCAGAGAUAAAUCUUAUAAAUAUAAUCGUCAAAAGUCUUUUGGACAGCCCUCCACCCUUGUACAGAAGAGAAUUAAUACUGGAGAGAAGCUCUACAAAGAUAACGAAGGUGGGAAAGCCUUCACUCUGAACUCAUAUCUUACUGGACAUGAAAGAAUUCAUACUGGAGCGAAACCUUCUAAAUCUAUUUGAGGUGGGAAUGCCCUUAGCUGGAGGUAGAAUUUAUCAUAUAUCAGAAAAUUAAUAUUGUUCAUGAAUCUGUGGCAUUUAAUGCAUUUAAAAAACUUUCUUACAUCCAUCAUGUAUUACUACACAUCAACAUUCCAGAACAUUCAUGGACCAUAAUUUAUUUCUUCAGCCAUUCCAUAAAUGACUGGCAACCACUUUGUUUCUAAUUUGCUGCUACCAGAAAAACUGC
Messenger RNA from Phascolarctos cinereus (koala), 3272 nucleotides. RefSeq lists its product as uncharacterized. Gene Ontology annotation, biological process: regulation of DNA-templated transcription. Lineage: Eukaryota; Metazoa; Chordata; Mammalia; Diprotodontia; Phascolarctidae. The record is from RefSeq and is a predicted model, not a curated record.